UCUAUUGGAACUUAUAGUUAAAACCUAAACCGUGUGUGGUGUCAGCAAAUAAGUUAAUUAUUGAAAAUUAUUUAUUGACCUUGAAUUCCCAAUAAUAAAGGCAUGUUUUGUAUUCUGCUCUGGUUUGCAAUUAUAAGUUCUUCGAGUGCUUGGACGGAAAUAGGAGCAGAACAGAGUUCUGUUUUAUUUACCAGCUAUCCUGAUCAUCAGUGUGACAACAAAAAUGAUGAUGGUACAGAUAUCCACUGUUACGGAAAAGCUCUCUCAGAAAUUCCGAAAAAUUUAUCAACUUCCCUCAUCAAGUUGACCAUUACAGAUUGUAUCAUUGUGCACAUAAGUAAAAAUUCCUUCGAUCCAUACAGGGAACAAAUCAGAGAUAUAACACUAUCAAAUAUGCCUUAUCUCAGAGUAAUAGAGGAAGGAACGUUUGCCAACAUGACCGAAUUGAGGACCCUAUAUAUUUCGUAUGCUCCACAAGUGAGAUUUUUGUAUGGACUACUUAGAGGUGUUACUUCUACGACGUUUUAUUCAUUGAGAAUUGUUUGGACUCGUUUGACUGAAAUUCCAGAUUUGGUUGAUUUGCCUACAAACAAUACUAUGUUUUUGCUUAAACACAUGGCAGUGCCAUGUUAAGUACUAUGGAAGUAACUUAGCGAAGAAAAUGUCCCAAUGUCCCAAUACAUAAAUAUUAAUGGAGUUUUUUCCCAACACCAAACCGUUAUUUCAACACCUCGAUACGUUUUUCGAACACCAAGUGAUCAUCUUCAAGAGGAAGAUGAAACUAGACAUAUUUACAAUGUUAUUCUUAUUUAUACCAUAGAUACAUCUUCUAGGUACCUGCGUCUUAAGUGUCUUAAAUUAUUUUUAAC
This is a messenger RNA of Leptinotarsa decemlineata (Colorado potato beetle), 869 nucleotides long. RefSeq names its product lutropin-choriogonadotropic hormone receptor. NCBI's taxonomy places the organism in Eukaryota, Metazoa, Arthropoda, Insecta, Coleoptera, Chrysomelidae. Gene Ontology annotation, molecular function: protein binding; protein-hormone receptor activity; G protein-coupled peptide receptor activity. Gene Ontology annotation, cellular component: plasma membrane. Gene Ontology annotation, biological process: activation of adenylate cyclase activity; hormone-mediated signaling pathway; adenylate cyclase-activating G protein-coupled receptor signaling pathway. The record is from RefSeq and is a predicted model, not a curated record.